Colletotrichum abscissum is the source of this 1209-nucleotide messenger RNA. Its product is annotated as TfdA family Taurine catabolism dioxygenase TauD. The record is from RefSeq and is a predicted model, not a curated record. The transcript is spliced from 2 exons. Gene Ontology annotation, molecular function: oxidoreductase activity. NCBI's taxonomy places the organism in Eukaryota, Fungi, Ascomycota, Sordariomycetes, Glomerellales, Glomerellaceae. The coding region runs from base 1 to 1209 and encodes 402 amino acids.
AUGGCCCCAGGUGCUCUCAUUGACGAGCCCGUCCAGCCCUCUCAGGGCCCCUGGAAGGGCAAGAACGACGAUGCUCCCAGAAACAUCUUCCCCGACGGCAUCCGCACUUCAGGACAGCACAACCCCCUCUACGACGCUCUCAAGCCCUACGCCGAGUUCCCCAAGGAAAUCUCAGGCCCCACGGUCUGGCACAAGGAGGAGUUUGAGCAGCAGCCUGAGAAGUGGACGCACCGCUUCACCCCAGAGGAGGUUGAGGAGCUCGGCCGCACCUCUGACGCCUUUAUCGCCAACAACACCCCUCUGACGGGUAUCUCCAAGUCCAACUUCCCCCUCCCAACACUAGGCAAGCGCCUCACCGACCUCCGCAAAGACCUCAUCGACGGCAAAGGCUUCGUCCUCUUCAAGGGCUUCCCCGCCAACGAAUGGGGCCCGCACAAGACCGCCGUCGGCUACAUGGGCCUCGGCACCUACCUCGGCUACUUUGUCUCCCAAAACGGCCGCGGCCACGUCCUGGGCCACGUCAAGGACGUCGGCGACGACCCGACCCAGAUCGAUAAGGUCCGCAUCUACCGCACCACCGCUCGCCAGUUCUUCCACGCCGACGACGGCGACCUGGUCGGCCUCCUCUGCGUCCAGCGCUCCGCCGAGGGCGGCGAGAGCGACCUCGUCAGCAUCCACGCCGUCUGGAACGAGCUCCAGCGCUCCCACCCGGACGUCGCGGAGACCCUGACCAAGCCGAUCUGGUACUUUGACCGCAAGGGCGAAGUCUCCGAGGGCCAGGAGGAGUGGACGCGCCAGCCGGUGUUCUACAUCGAGAACGGAGGGCAGCGCCGCGUCUACUGCAAAUGGGACCCCUACUACGUGCGCUCGCUGACGCGCUUCUCCGACAAGGGCGUGAUCCCGCCGCUGAGCGAGGAGCAGCUGCACGCGCUCAAGACGCUCGAGGAUACGUGCCAGAAGCUGGCGCUGCACAUGAUUCUCGAGGUGGGCGAUAUCCAGUUCCUGAGCAACGCGCACCUGCUCCACGCGCGGACGGCGUAUACGGACCACCCCCACCCGGCGCCGCGCCGGCACUUGUUGCGCUUGUGGCUUUCGACGCCCGAGAGCGAGGGCGGAUGGGUGCUGCCUUUCCCUGAUAGUAAGGAGUUGAAGAGGGGUGGUAUCCAGGUGAACAAUGUGCCUCCGCGCGCGCCGUUGGAUGCGGAGUAG